Mya arenaria is the source of this 1319-nucleotide messenger RNA. RefSeq lists its product as uncharacterized. The transcript has 7 exons. The coding region runs from base 106 to 585 and encodes 159 amino acids. Lineage: Eukaryota; Metazoa; Mollusca; Bivalvia; Myida; Myidae. The record is from RefSeq and is a predicted model, not a curated record.
AAGGUUGUGGAUGUACGUGAAGUUAGCGGCCUAGCGGCGUGAAGUAAGCGGCUUAGCGGUCUAGCGGCGUGAAGUAAGCGGCCUAGCGGCGUGAAGUUGGCGGUUAUGCCAAACAGACCGAACUCCGGAUUCAACGGUAUGAAGAUAUCAUGUGUUUGUACAUGCCUAAUUUUAUUAGGUUUGAUGGGAGGGCUAGAAGCCUUUCCCACGUCCAUAAACUCCACCUCGUACAUUGAGGAAUUAGACAGCAGGGGAAGGAUGGAGACGCUAUCAGCCAGCACGGGGAAAGCAGAGACGCUAAGUUCGAGCUCGGGAUUUAAUGAGACGCGGUCUACAAAGACGGGAUCGGAACCGAAGCUAUCUAUGAGCGAGGGGAUUCAUAAGGCGCUACCAACUAGAGCUGGACCUAACAAGAUAUGCAUGAAUGUCGGGGAAGCGUUCAAGUUCUACAAUGGGACUGUGAAUGUGACCAUAACGGGGCGCCCGUGUCAGAAUUGGAUUUUGAAUGUUCCACAUGCACAUGAGUACCAUGGUGACGCGAAUUUUCCCGCCAACGAAUCGGAACUUGCGGCGGCAAACUUUUGACGGGACCCAAGCGACAGUGGCUACCUGUGGUGUUAUACGCUUAGCGGUAAAUGGGGAUAUUGCGAUGCUCCGCCCUGUAACGAGACGUCACCAUCAAGUGUGUCACCAAAUACGUUGUCAUCGACUUCAACUGCCUCUUCAACUAUGUCAACUACCUCUUCAACGACGUUAACUGCGUCCUCAAAUGCGUCUUUAACCUCUACGAUAUUGACAGGUUACAUAGACGUAUCAUCAAUGAUCCUACCAUCACAGACAUCAGUGGUUGGAGUCACACCAUCCACCACGUCAUCGAGUGUAUCAACCUUUUCAUCAAGUUUGUCCCAAACUACGUUGUCAUCGACGUCAACUACCCCAUCAACUACGUCUUCCAACUGUGCGUCUGGAUCGGGUGUUUGUGUGACGCAUACAGAUGGUCUUGGCUCGAUUGCGCCAGCAAGCCGCCCUUCUAUGUCGCUGGUGGUAGCUGCUCUGCUUCCCCUGCUUGUGGCGCUGAUCGGAGGGUAGCAAAUCCGAUGACCAUCACCAAUCGGAUCCCGAUCGGCUUUGUUUUACCGGAGAUGGCCGCCAUGUAAAGAUUUGAUUAAUUUUGACUGCUUGACUCGCAACAUUAUCAAUGUGACAGACAUGGUGGCAACAUUAAUUAUCAAUGUGACAGACAUGGUGGCAACAUUAUCAAUGUGACAGACAUGGUGGCAACAUUAUCAAUGUGACAGACAUGGUGGUAACAUUAUCAA